This is a messenger RNA of Amoebophrya sp. A25, 1044 nucleotides long. The record is from the annotation of a GenBank genome assembly. Lineage: Eukaryota; Dinophyceae; Syndiniales; Amoebophryaceae.
AUGUGCCGUGUUCCGGAGCGACCGAUCGAUGCCCCCAUGCGUCUGCCGAUCUCUGGUAUCUACAAGAUCAAGGGUGUCGGUGAUGUGCUUGCUGGCCGUGUCGAACAGGGUAUCGUAAAGCCCAAUGAAGAAGUCAUUUUCUUGCCGACCCACACCGCUGCCAACGCCUGCGCCGGAAAGGUCUUCCAGAUCGAGAUGCACCACAAGUCCGUACCGGAAGCCAAGCCGGGUGACAACGUUGGUAUGAACGUUAAGAACUUGGAUAAGCAGAACAUGCCGCGCUCCGGUGACGUCAUGAUCUACAAGAAGGACACCACCUUGUCCGCUGUCAAGGCCUUCGAUGCCCAGAUUCAGGUCCUCGAUAUCCCGAACGAGAUCAAGAUCGGUUACUCCCCGAUCGGUUUCGUCCGCUGCGGACGUGCUGCGUGCCGUAUCUCCGCCCUCAAGUGGAAGAUGGGCAAGGAGACUGGCGGUAAUAUUUCUAAAAUUGGUUCUUUCUUCUAAGAAUCAUAGAUUUCUCAUGAUGCUCAUGCUGUUUCAGACAUGAUAGCUCUUUCAGGGCUGGUACAAAAGUGAGCACGUAAAUGAUUCUCCUCUUGUUCGAUCCACUUCUCCUAUCACCAUCAUCCACCUUUUUUCUACUCUCAGGUAAGAAGAUGGAGGAGCCGCACUCCCUGAAGUCCAACGAGAUGGCCCAGGUCACCUUCGAGCCGCAGCAGCCGCUCGUCGCUGACUCCUUCAAGAACUGCGAGGGUCUCUCCCGUGUCGCGUUCAUGGACGGAAACGGUGUUGUCAUGUUGGGAAAGGUCGUCUCUGUCGAGGCCAAGGUCUUCGAGGCCAAGAAGAAGUAAAUGAUUCCUUCGCUGCUUCUAAACUUCACAAAUCCAUCUUUGUCGAUUUCUCGGAUGAAACCUAAAGCAAACGGUCCCUCACAAGCACUUGAUUGAGCGGAAUUUAGAGCUUGACAUCUGCGUCGAGAUCUUAUGAGCCAUGCUCCAAUCAGAAACACUUGUCGUUGCUUCUACUCGAGUUCAAAGACGAAAC